CAUGUUUUGAACUUUUGGUUUGAUAAUGGAAACAAGGAACCUGAUCCACGGAAAGACCCAAAGCCUUCAUCUUCAGUCUUUUUUAUCUCCCGUAAAGCUUUCAUCUUCAGUCUUGGUCAACACCCAAAGCCUCCAACCCUCUGUCAAACACUCAAACGGUGAUUGCGCCGGCCACCGGAAUCGCUCCUUUUGAACCACCGACACGCAGUAAUUGGGUCCUGUGCUUUGACAGUAAGGAGAUGCAGAAAUUGGGUGAUUACAAGCUGCCUCAGUUCUUCAAUUAUCCUCCCUACUUCACGUUACAACCAGUAAGGGAUACGCGUGAGAAGCAGAUACAACUAUGGAAGGAGCUUAUUCUUGAUUACUGUAGAACACAGAAGAUCUUUGUAAUUGGACUGGAAGAAGACUUUCCUCUUUUUUCAAAUCCUGUGAUUGAAAGAUCUCUCAGUCAUGAAGCCAGGGAAGCAUUCCUCUCAAUUUUGGUUUCAGAUGGUCGUGCAGAAUGGUUAGAUAAAAGGCAUAGGAAAUGUCUAAUCCUCUGGCACAGGAUUCAAGAGUGGGCUAACAUAAUUCUGAACUUCGUAAAAGAAAAUGGAUUGGAGGACAGCGUUAUGACUGUUGAGGAAAUACGUUCUGGGAUAGAAUCAAGAGGGACAGAGCUUCAUGGUAUUGACCGUACAAUUCUGAUGCGAGCUCUAAAACUACUAGAACAGAAGGGUAAGCUUGCAAUCUUCAAGGGGACUACAGCUGAUGAUGAGGGUGUGAAAUUCUCCAUCUGACCACUUGAUUCAUAGUCCAGGAGAAUAGAAGUGAUCUGUCCUUUUUUCUUUUUUGCCUUUCUUUCAAUGUUUGUGUUUGUUUCGAAUGGUGGUGCUUAUCAAAUAAAAGCAAUUUUAAUGAAAAUAUGGUGUCGGUACUCUCUGUCCGUCACUUUCUCCCAGCAGAUAACUAGUUCUUGGGGUUUACAUU
Rosa chinensis is the source of this 969-nucleotide messenger RNA. Its product is annotated as vacuolar protein sorting-associated protein 25. The record is from RefSeq and is a predicted model, not a curated record. NCBI's taxonomy places the organism in Eukaryota, Viridiplantae, Streptophyta, Magnoliopsida, Rosales, Rosaceae. The coding region runs from base 240 to 779 and encodes 179 amino acids. Gene Ontology annotation, molecular function: protein homodimerization activity; structural molecule activity. The transcript has 7 exons. Gene Ontology annotation, biological process: protein transport to vacuole involved in ubiquitin-dependent protein catabolic process via the multivesicular body sorting pathway. Gene Ontology annotation, cellular component: ESCRT II complex.